AUGGCUUCUGAAGAUGAUUCGAGCUGCUGCGAAUGCGAUGGCUCAGAUUCACACGGAGCAUGCCGAGCAUGCGGAGCAUGCGGAGCAUGCCGGACGAGCAGGUGUGGCUUUGCUGCGUGGCUGGCCAUGCUGCGACAAGAGUUCGGGGGGCGGCUGCUUUUCCUCCUGUUCGCCAUCCAGCAUCUCAUCAAGGGCUUGGGCGCUACUAUUGGCGGCCGUGCCAACCCCUACCUUUGCAAGGAGUAUCAUGUGUCGGCACAGGACAUGCAGAUCUUGAAGACUUUGAUCUUCUCUCCCUACAUUCUGAAGCCGAUGCUCGGCCUAACCAGCGAUCUCUUCCCAAUCAAAGGAUACAACAAGGCGCCAUACUUGCUGCUGGCCACUGGAGCCGGUGUCGCUGCCGCCUUCGUCGUCGGCCUGGCCGAGAUGCCGCUCCGCAUGUUUGUUCUCUGCCUCUUCCUCGUGGAGCUCAUGAUCUGCACGGACGACCUGUUGACAGAGGCAAUCUACUCGCGGCAGAUGCAGGACAAGCCGAUGCAUGGCCAGGACUUGCUGACAUUUGUCUUUGCUGGAAUGUCCUUCUGGUCUUUGCUGGCGAGUUUGGCUUCCGGAUUUCUGCUGACGUUUCUGGGAGCCCGGGCUGUGUAUCUCCUGGUAGCUGCCUGUGCACUCCCGGCUCUGGUGGCCGCCUUUACCAUGCAGGAGCCUCGGAAAAGUGCGUCUGCAGUUCGAGCUGCCCGCGCCAAGAUUUGGAGACAGAAGGAGCUUUUCAUCCUCGCGCUGGUGAUGUUUGGAGCCUCGGUGUCUUUGAGCUCCGUUGCUGCGCUCACCACGCGGCCGGUGGUCAACGCAUCUGUCGCCCUCCUUGCAGCUCUGGUGGUCCUUGCCGCCUUUCUUCUCCUCUUGUCCCCCGUCAUUGCCAAGUUCGCGGCCUUCACCUUGAUACAGACAUCGCUGCACCUUUCCGUGAGUGCUCCGGCCUUCUACUUCUUGACGGACACUUCGGAGCAAUAUCCGAAAGGGCCGCACUUUUCAAAGGUGUUCUACAAUACCUGCCUCGGUUCCGUGGGGAGUCUGGCGACCCUCUUGGGGCUCUACUCCUACAACCGCCUCAGCGCGUAUUUCUCGUACCGAACGCUGCUGCUGGUCUCCAACAUUACCUUCUCGGUUCUACACCUUGCUGACAGUCUUCUCUUUUCACGCCUCAACCUGGCGUUAGGCAUCCCGGACAUGGCCUUCGCUUUUGGCAAUCAGUCGCUCGGACCGGUGGUGUACCAGUGGCUUUGGAUGCCCCAGGUCGGCCUGUUUUCACAACUUUGCCCCAAGGGCAUCGAGGCCACCAUGUUUGCUUUGAUCGUCGCCUGCCACAACCUCGGCGUUGCAGUUGCCAACUCCUGCGGGGCCUUGCUCCUGGAACGCCUCGGCUGUAAUCCGCGCGGGCAAUUGGCCGAGAGUGCGGAAUUCGACAGCCUUUGGCUGGCCUCCGCUAUCGCGAGUCUGCUCCCGUUGAUCAGCGUCGUGGCCCUUGUCGCACUUAUUCCGGACGUGAAGCCGGGCGAAAGAGUCUCGAACAUCGAUGAGGGCGACGGCACGGCGGGCUCGUUGUGGAAGCAAUGGAUGGGCAGUGAGCACACGAUGCUGGUGCAGUCCGAUUCAUCCUGA
Symbiodinium sp. CCMP2592 is the source of this 1662-nucleotide messenger RNA. The record is from the annotation of a GenBank genome assembly. Lineage: Eukaryota; Dinophyceae; Suessiales; Symbiodiniaceae.